AUGCCGGCGGAUCACCAAUCCCUCAAAUACCGCGUCUGGCGGCUGGUCGUAUCUACUCCAUUCGAAUAUUACAUAAUGGUAAUGAUUGCCAUCAACACCCUCAUCUUGAUGAUGAAAUAUCAUCGACAUGAACACAAGUCUUUCAUUGGGCCUACCAUGGACACGGAGCAACAAGUCUAUCACAAUUACUGCAAUACACUAUUGUAUUUCAAUUCCGCAUUUACCGUAAUGUUCUCCAUCGAGUGUAUGCUCAAGAUAACAGCAUUUGGACCAAAAAACUACUUUCGGGACCGCUGGAAUAUUUUUGACUUUAUUACUGUAAUUGGUAGCAUUACAGAUGUUUUGGUUUCAGAACUGCAGGAAUCAGCUUUUCUCAGUCUCGGUUUCUUACGACUGUUUCGAGCUGCCAGGCUCAUCAAAUUACUCCGUCAGGGCUACAGUAUACGUAUCAUAUUCUGGACUUUUAUUCAAUCAAUCAAAGCACUUCCAUAUGUUUGUCUAUUGAUAGCAAUAUUAUUUUUUAUCUCCUGCAUCAUUGGCAUGCAAGUGUUCGGUAAUAUUCGUACGGAUCCAUUUUCCCAGCUGAACUACCACAACAACUUCAAGACAUUUGGAAAUGGUUUGACACUGUUAUUCAGAAGUGCGACUGGUGAGAACUGGCAAGAGAUCAUGUUGGACUGCACCGCAGGUAAAGAAUGUGAAGGUUCCGGCGAUUCCUGUGGGAGCUCAUUCACCUACCCAUAUUUUGUGGUGUUCAAUUUUCUAUGCACCUUCCUCAUGCUAAACUUGUUCGUCGCCGUGAUUAUGAACAAUUUCGACUAUUUGACCCGAGAUUCAUCCAUUUUGGGUCCGCAUCACUUGGACGAAUUUGUCCGCGUGUGGGCCGAGUAUGAUCCGGGCGCGCGGUCAACGACGACGCUCUGGCACACGGGAGGCAGCGCAUCAGCAAAAAAUCUGAACACCAUAAAGUCUCUUCGUGUGCUCAGAGUUCUCCGGCCUUUGAAAACAAUCAACCGAGUACCAAAGUUGAAGGCUGUCUUCGAUUGUGUGGUCAGUUCACUGAAAAAUGUGUUCAACAUUCUCAUCGUCUACUGGUUGUUCCAAUUCAUAUUCGCGGUGAUAGCUGUCCAACUCUUCCAGGGCAAAUUCUUCUACUGCAAUGACGUCUCAAAGAUGACUCGUGAGCAGUGUCAAGGUCAAUUUUUCGAGUAUAAUGGCCGUGGGGAAAUCACAGUACAGAACCGUACGUGGAAGACUAGAGAUUUCAAUUACGACAACGUGAUCAACGCAAUGCUCACAUUGUUCACUGUGACCACUGGGGAAGGCUGGCCUUCGGUGUUGAAAAAUUCCAUCGAUUCAACCUACGCGGACCACGGACCUCGAACGGAUUUCCGGCAAGAAAUGGCUAUUUUCUAUGUUAUAUUCUUCAUCGUCUUUCCGUUCUUCUUCGUCAACAUCUUCGUUGCCUUGAUUAUUAUCACGUUUCAAAAGCAAGGGGAGAACGAACUUAUCGAGCUGGAACUCGAUAAAAAUCAGUCGAUAUCUUGCUCUGCAAGGCGAGUUGCCAUCAAGAAAAUAUGCCAGGUGGUUCUAAAGGAAGGGGUGAUUGCUUGCUAUUAA
Molecule: messenger RNA, 1620 nt
Organism: Dicrocoelium dendriticum
Lineage: Eukaryota; Metazoa; Platyhelminthes; Trematoda; Plagiorchiida; Dicrocoeliidae
Source: the annotation of a GenBank genome assembly